UUGUUUUUUUUCGACAGAGCGCAGCAUCUUGCCGUCUCUUCGCCCUCUGACCAUCUCAGCUCAGCUGUCAUUACACGAAUGUUGUCAACCCUAGGGCUUCCGGAAUCAGACCGAGGGUUUCGUGGUUACCGUGGCAAUUGAACAGGUAACGUUAAGCAAGACCGCAGAGCCACAGGUACAUCGUUCAAAUUGAAGACAUUGUUUUAACACCACAGGUUGUUAGUUGUGGAAAAACUGGCUGGAGGCGAAGAUGGUCAGGGCUGGCGGUCUUUUGAAGUUUGCAGCGCUCAUCUUUGCAUUCCUCCUAGCAGUCUUUCUGGCUUUUCAGCUGCUAGAGAUCAACCUCGACUUCAAACUGAGCAGUGUGAUUUCAAGAUCUAUGCCAGUGAAUGAAGGCUCAGCAAAGCCAGUCAGGUACAAGUGUGGGCUGUCCAAGUCAUGUCCACUUGGACACUUUGCCUUCAAGAUGACGAGUGGCGCGGCCAGUGUGGUGGGGCCCAGAAUCUGUCUGGAGGACAAAUUACUAAUGAGCGGUGUGAAGAACAACGUGGGGAGAGGAAUCAACAUUGCCCUGGUUGAUGGGAGAACAGGGGACGCUAUUAAGACCGAGUUUUUUGAUAUGUGGGCAGGAGAUGUGGCUCCCUUCAUUAAAUUCCUGAAGGAAAUUGAUGAAGGGACAGUCGUGAUGAUGGCUUCAUUUGAUGAUCCCUCAACAAAACUCAAUGAUGAAGCCAGGAAGCUAAUUGCUGAUCUGGGUAGCUCAGCUGUCAGUAAUUUGGGCUUUCGCGAUAACUGGAUCUUUGUCGGAGGGAAAGGCAUCAAGACCAAGAGUCCGUUUGAGCAGCAUAUAAAGAACAGUGCAGACACUAACAAAUUUGAGGGAUGGCCCGAGGUGUUGGAGAUGGAAGGCUGCGUGCCUCAGAGGCAGGACUGAGAAGCGUCAUUUUUUACAGCUCUCAAGCAUGUUAUUUUACCGACCAGAACAAAAUCUCUCCAGAAGAUAUUCGAAGAAAAGAGAAGCCACUGUGCCCUGAGUAGGAAAGUUAAACUUGGACUUUCUCCCUCUCACUUCUUCUGUUUGGAUACCAUUAUGUAGAUGCCCAUUGGGGCUUGUUUGGAAGUAGUAGAGUAUACUGAUUAAAGGGGGCUUACCUACACUUUCCAUUGGUGAGCCCCACAGACUUAGCAGUGAUAGAGCAGUUGCUGAUGGGAAUGGAUGUCAUAGCCCAGAUUCUUUGGGGGGGCUAAGUUUCCAUUACCUGCUACCUGCCUUAAUCUCAUGAUCAAAUUCCUGGUUUUUAACCAACGUGAUUUUGUGAUUCCUUUUUUAUUCUUUCAGAGUUGCGUUUAUUUAAUAAUAAAAAAAAACUACUUCGUAUUAACAGGGUUUUGAAGAUACUUCUUUUACCAAAUUAUAACCAAAUGUACCAAAUUCACUGUGAAAUUUGUAAAUAUUUGUUUUUAGGGGAGGAUUUCAAAGAUCCUUAUUUAAUGAGCAUUGAAAUAAUUAUAUAAUUUCUUAAAAUAAAUGAUAUUGUUAGUGA
Perca flavescens (yellow perch) is the source of this 1544-nucleotide messenger RNA. It is a transcript of the gene fam3c, whose product is annotated as FAM3 metabolism regulating signaling molecule C. The record is from RefSeq and is a predicted model, not a curated record. The transcript is spliced from 10 exons. NCBI's taxonomy places the organism in Eukaryota, Metazoa, Chordata, Actinopteri, Perciformes, Percidae. The coding region runs from base 251 to 934 and encodes 227 amino acids.